Neoarthrinium moseri is the source of this 4713-nucleotide messenger RNA. RefSeq lists its product as uncharacterized. Gene Ontology annotation, molecular function: 3-dehydroquinate dehydratase activity; 3-phosphoshikimate 1-carboxyvinyltransferase activity; shikimate kinase activity. Bases 1 to 4713 code for a protein of 1570 amino acids. The record is from RefSeq and is a predicted model, not a curated record. The transcript has 2 exons. Lineage: Eukaryota; Fungi; Ascomycota; Sordariomycetes; Amphisphaeriales; Apiosporaceae. Gene Ontology annotation, cellular component: cytoplasm. Gene Ontology annotation, biological process: chorismate biosynthetic process; aromatic amino acid biosynthetic process.
AUGGCCUCGCAGGUGAAUGGCGCCGGCGCCGGCGCCGGCGCCGGCCCUACGCGCAUCUCCAUCCUCGGUAGCGAGUCCAUCAUCGUCGACCACGGCAUCUGGCAGACCUUUGUCGCCGCCGACCUUCUCGAGAAUGUCAAGUCCUCCACCUACGUGCUCAUCACCGACACCAACCUCAGCGACAGGUACGUGCCCGUCUUCGAGACUGCCUUCCAGCGCGCUGCCGCAGCCCUGGGGAACAGCGACAGCCGCCUGGUCACCUACGCCAUCCCUCCCGGCGAGACCUCCAAGGGCCGCGAGACCAAGGCCGAGAUCGAGGACUGGCUGCUCGCUCAGCAAUGCACAAGAGACACCGUCAUCAUCGCCCUGGGCGGCGGGGUCAUUGGGGACAUGAUCGGCUACGUCGCCGCCACCUUCAUGCGCGGUGUCCGCUUCGUCCAGGUCCCUACCACGCUGCUGGCCAUGGUCGACUCCUCCAUCGGCGGCAAGACGGCCAUCGACACCCCCAUGGGCAAGAACCUGAUCGGCGCCUUCUGGCAGCCCAGGCGCAUCUACAUCGACCUGGCCUUCCUCGAGACCCUGCCCGUUCGCGAGUUCAUCAACGGCAUGGCCGAGGUGGUCAAGACCGCCGCCAUCUGGGACGAGGCCGAGUUCACCUUCCUGGAGCAGCACGCCAGCCUCAUCCUCGCGGCCAUCCGCUCAAAGUCCGCCGACCCCUCGGCGAGACUGGCUCCCAUCCGCUCCGCCCUCAAGAGGAUCGUGCUCGGGUCCGCCCGCGUCAAGGCAGACGUGGUCUCCCAGGACGAGACCGAGGGUGGACUGCGCAACCUGCUGAACUUUGGCCACUCCAUUGGCCAUGCCAUCGAGGCCCUCCUGACCCCUCAGGUCCUGCACGGCGAGGCGGUUGCCAUUGGCAUGGUCAAGGAAGCCGAGCUGGCACGUUAUCUAGGUGUCCUGCGGCCCAGCGCCGUGGCGCGCCUGGUCAAGUGCAUUGCGAGCUACGACCUGCCCACCUCUCUGCACGACAAGCGUAUCGUCAAGCUGACUGCUGGGAAGCACUGUCCCGUCGACAUGCUCCUGCAGAAGAUGGGCGUCGACAAGAAGAAUGACGGCAAGAAGAAGAAGAUUGUCCUCCUCUCUGCCAUCGGCAAGACCCAUGAGCCCAAGGCCAGCGUCGUCGACGACAAGGCCAUCCGGGUGGCCCUCUCCCCGGCCAUCCGUGUCGAGCCAGGUGUGCCCAAGGGACUCGACGUUCAGGUCACACCCCCCGGUUCCAAGAGUGUCUCGAACCGCGCCCUCGUCCUCGCCGCCCUUGGCAAGGGAACGUGCCGCAUCAAGAACCUGCUUCACUCCGAUGACGUCGAGUUCAUGCUCAACGCCAUCACCCAGCUGAACGGCGCUACCUAUGCCUGGGAAGACGCCGGCGAGGUGCUGGUCCUUACGGGCAAAGGCGGUGCUCUGCAGGCUAGCGAGCAGCCUCUGUACCUUGGGAAUGCGGGAACCGCCUCGCGUUUCCUGACCUCCGUCGUUGCGCUAUGCUCGCCCUCCUCCAAGACCAACUCCACCGUCUUGACGGGCAAUGCCAGAAUGAAGGUCCGCCCAAUUGGGCCCCUGGUGGACGCUCUACGCACCAAUGGCGUCAAGAUUGAUUACCUCGGCCAGGAGAAGAGCUUGCCUGUCCAGGUCGAUGCAGCUGAUGGCCUCGAGGGCGGCGUCAUUGAGCUGGCUGCCACUGUCUCCUCUCAGUAUGUGUCAUCUAUCCUCAUGUGCGCCCCCUACGCCAAGAAGCCCGUGACCUUGCGGCUGGUCGGAGGAAAACCCAUCUCACAGCCUUAUAUCGACAUGACGACGGCAAUGAUGAAGAGCUUUGGUAUCACCGUAACCCAGUCAGCGGAUGAGCCACACACGUACCAUAUCCCGCAGGGAACUUAUGUGAACCCCGAGGAAUACGUCGUCGAGAGCGACGCCAGCUCGGCUACCUAUCCUCUGGCAGUCGCUGCCAUCACGGGAACCACCUGCACAAUCCCCAACAUCGGUGCCAAGUCGCUGCAGGGCGAUGCCCGUUUUGCUGUCGAUGUGCUGCGUCCCAUGGGAUGCAAGGUAGAGCAGACGGACUACUCCACUACCGUGACCGGCCCCGCACCGGGAGGUCUGCAGGGCAUCCCGCACGUUGAUAUGGAGCCCAUGACGGAUGCUUUCCUGACUGCGUCCGUCCUUGCCGCAGUCGCGUCGGGCGUCACCCGAAUCACCGGCAUUGCCAACCAGCGUGUCAAGGAAUGUAACCGCAUAGCGGCUAUGAGGGUGCAGCUGGCCAAGUUUGGUGUACAGAGCGGCGAGCUCGAUGAUGGUAUCGAGAUCAACGGCAAGGACUACACCGAGCUCACCCAGCCGAAGGGUGGUGUCUUCUGCUACGAUGAUCACCGCGUGGCCAUGAGCUUCAGUGUCCUCUCCGUACUGUCACCUAACCCGGUCGUCGUGCUGGAGCGAGAAUGCACUGGCAAGACCUGGCCUGGCUGGUGGGACGUCCUAGCACAGUCUUUCAAGGUGGACCUGGUUGGCGUUGAUGCCGAACCUGAAGCGAAGGACCUAGGAAAGCCCGACCAGGGCCCCUCUGUCUUCAUUAUUGGCAUGCGAGGCGCCGGCAAGACCACCACGGGCGGUUGGAUGGCAAAUAUCCUGAGCCGGCCAUUCACUGACCUCGACUCGGAACUCGAGCGGAGGGCUGGCAUGACCAUACCCGAGAUCAUCAGAGCCAGCCCCGAUGGGUGGGAACGCUUCAGGAAGGACGAAGUGGAACUUCUCAAGGAAGUACUGAAGAACCAAGCGCACGGUCACGUAUUUUCGUGCGGUGGUGGCAUCGUCGAGACCCCCGAAGCCCGCGAGCUCCUCAUCUCCUACCACAAGAACGGUGGCGUCGUUCUUCUUGUGAACCGCGACGAGGACCAGAUUGUCGAAUACCUGAUGCGGGACAAGACUAGACCCGCCUAUACAGAGGAGAUCCGUGGAGUUUACGAACGCCGCAAACCCUGGUUCCAGGAAUGCAGCAACUACGAGUAUCAUAGUCCCUACCUCGACGGCAUCAGCGAAGCUCCAGCUGAUUUUAAGAACUUUGUGUCACUUAUCUGUGGGCAGAACAAUCACUUUGAGGAGGUCAAGAAGAAGAAGUCAUCAUUCUUCGUCUCACUUACUGUGCCUAACUUGUCCGCUGCCAUCGACGUUCUUCCCAGGGUCGUUGUUGGGUCGGAUGCCGUGGAGCUGCGUGUGGAUUUGCUUCAGGACCUAUCGCCGGAAUUCAUUGGCAACCAGAUAUCACUCCUUCGGUCCACUGCUAAAGUUCCAAUCGUUUUCACCGUCCGUUCUAAGGAGCAAGGUGGACGCUUCACAUAUCAAUCAGAAAAGGAGCUUUUGCCCCUGUACCGAACGGCGCUCCGCAUGGGCGUCGAGUACAUCGACCUGGAGAUGUCGCUGUCAUCAGAGACUCUGGAAACCAUCAUCCAGUCCAAGGGCCGUUCGCGUAUUAUCGCAUCGCACCAUGACCCCAGCGGCUCGUUAUCCUGGAAGAAUGGCGGUUUCCAGACGUGGUACAACCGAGCACUGCAGUACGGCGACGUAAUUAAGCUCAUUGGUGUUGCCAAGACUAUGGACGACAACUUUGCCUGCAAAAACUUCCGGGAUAGAAUGCUUGCUGCGUACGACAAGCCCAUCAUCGCCCUCAAUAUGGGGACGAUGGGCAAGCUUUCCCGCGUACUUAACGGAUUCCUGACUCCCGUGUCCCACCCUGCCCUGCCGUUCAAGGCAGCGCCCGGUCAACUCUCGGCGGCUGAGAUCCGGGGCGGACUCGCCUUGCUGGGUGAGAUGGAGACCAAGAACUUCUAUCUCUUUGGCAAGCCCAUCUCGGCAUCACGGUCGCCUGCCCUCCACAACGCCCUUUUCAAGCAGACGGGCCUUCCGCACAAGUACAACCUGCAUGAGACGGACGAUGCCUCCACGGUCCGGGAGAUCAUUCGAUCGCCGGACUUUGGCGGCGCGUCCGUGACGAUACCCCUGAAGCUGGACAUUAUGCAGUACGUGGACGAGAUCACGGACUCUGCAAAGGUCAUUGGUGCCAUCAACACCAUCAUUCCCAAACCCACGGCAGACGGCAAGGCGCACCUGGUUGGCACCAACACGGACUGGAUGGGCAUGGUCUACACGCUUCGCUCUGCGGGCGUCGGCGCAGCCUCCAAGUCGAAGCCCAGCAGCGCCAUGGUGGUCGGAUCAGGAGGGACCACCCGGGCUGCGAUCUACGCACUGCACUCGUUGGGUUACAGCCCCAUCUACAUCGUGGCCCGCAACGCCGCAGGUGCGAGCGAGCUGGCGGCAUCGUUCCCCAGCGACUACGCCCUCGAGCGGCCCGAGGAUGCCAGCCACGUCAAGGUUCUGCCCACGGUCAUCAUUACGACGAUCCCGGCGGACAAGCCGAUCGACCCGUCCAUGAAGGAGUUGUUAGGGACCGUCCUGCGGCAGCCCAAGAACUCCAGCGUGCCCCGUGUCUUGCUGGAACUGGCUUACAAACCUCGCCACACCCCGUUGAUGGGCAUGGCGGAGGACUCUGGCUGGAGGACUCUGCCAGGACUGGAGGUGCUUUGCUCGCAAGGCUUCUACCAGUUCCAACUCUGGACCGACAUCAUCCCUCUGUUCUCGGAUGUUCGCUCUGCUGUCCUGGACGACUAG